AUGAAGCCUCUCUUGCCAAGUCUCAGUGGAUCUCAGAUGAAGAGCAAAGGAAGGACGAUUAUGGAUCAGUUGCAUCAAAACAGGACUUGGUGGUGGAUAUUGGUGAUCCUCUAUGUGACGCUACAGCUCAUGACCAUCCACUCAACCAUGGUGCCAGGAACAUUGCAGCUCCAGCUAGAUGAGGAACAGCCAGCAGGAACUGUAGUAGGUGACAUUAGUGCUGGCCUCCCACCUGACAUGACUGCAACCCACUAUUUCAUCUCAGAUCAUCAGGGCACAGGUGUUGGCACCGAUUUGGAUAUCGACGAAAGUACAGGGAUCAUAAAAACCGCAAAGGUCCUGGACCGGGAAGUACGGUACCGCUACAGCUUCAUAGCGGUCACCAUAACCGGUAUAACAGUAGAAGUCACCAUCUUAGUAAAUGACAUCAAUGAUCACGCUCCAAUGUUCCCAAGAAAAAGAGCCACGUUUAAGAUUCCAGAGCAGACAACCAUUGGCACCAAGUUUCCUCUUGAGCCUGCCUUGGAUGCAGAUGAGGACCAGCUCACUACGCAAGGUUACAUCAUAACGGAUGGAAAUGUAGGACAAGCUUUUCUUCUUGAAACCAAACGAGGAUCCAACAAAGUGCUCUACUUGGAUUUGGUAGUCAAUGCCGUUUUGGACAGAGAGACAAGAUCUUCGUACACUCUACUCUUGGAAGCAUUUGAUGGUGGCUCACCCAAGAGGACAGGACAAAUGAUCCUGGAUGUGAUUGUGCAGGACAUCAAUGACAAUGCCCCAGUCUUCAACCAGAGUCGCUACAAUGCAGUGAUCUCUGAGAACCUUCAACCUGGGAACAAUAUACUGCAGGUGUUUGCUUCAGAUGCUGAUGAAGGUGACAAUGGGUUGGUGAUCUAUGAUAUCAACAGGAGACAGAGCGAUCCUGAUCGCUACUUUGUCAUUGACUCUCGAACUGGAGUUAUCACUCUGAACAAGCCUUUGGAUUACGAGAUGAGAAGAGUCCAUGAGCUUGUGGUACAGGCUCGGGACAAUUCCAGUCAACCAGAGGUCACCAACGCUUUCGUGACCAUCCAGGUGCGAGACUACAAUGACAACCAGCCCACCAUGACCAUCAUCUUCCCCAGUGAGGAUGGUUCUCCACGCAUCUCUGAAGGAGCACAGCCUGGCCAGUACGUGGCUAGGAUUUCGGUCACAGACCCUGAUUAUGGAGAAUAUGCCAAUGUGAAUGUAUCUUUGGAAGGGGGUGAUGGAAAGUUUGCUUUGACCACCAAAGACAGCAUCAUUUAUCUAAUUUGCAUAGAUCAGAUCCUUGAUCGUGAGGAGCAAGACCAUUAUGAACUCAGAGUCUUGGUUACAGAUUCUGGCACUCCUCCAUUAUGGGCAGAGUCUUCAUUUACUAUUCAGGUCAUGGAUAUUAAUGACAACCCUCCUUUGUUUGACCAGCAGGAGUAUACCCAGGUAAUUCCAGAGGUUGCCUUUCCAGGAAGUUUUGUUGUACAGGUUACAGCACGGGACAAAGACCAGGGGCCCAAUGGAGAUGUUCAGUACAGCAUCCUACAGAAUGAAGAAACUCAUUCAGACUGGUUCAGUAUUGACGCAGUCACUGGUAUCAUCACCACCUUGACCCAGCUAGAUUACGAAACGAAGCCUAUGCCGAGUGUGACUGUGGUUGCUGCCGACAGGGGUCGACCGCCACUAUCUUCUACAGCUGUGGUCAAAGUGAUCCUACAGGAUAUUAAUGAUAAUGAGCCUGUGUUUGGUAGCAAGUUCUACAAUGCAUCCAUCAAGGAGAACGCCGCAGCAGGGAUCUGUUUCAUGGAGGUUACAGCUACUGAUGCGGAUGGUGGUUCUUUUGGCUCCAUCUCCUACUCUCUGGGCUCUGGUCCAGGCAGUGUGACCCCAUCUCAGUUCACCAUUGGCAAGCACAAUGGACAGAUCUGUACUACCACCAGCCUGGAUCGUGACCAGGGUCCAGCCAACUACGACUUCACCGUCACAGCUGUGGAUGGGGGUGGACUGAUUUCAGUGGCCUACGUGCGUGUGGAUCUGAUAGACAUAAAUGACAAUCGACCAGCAUUCUACCCUCUGAACUAUGCAGUGAGCCUAAGUACACAGAGCACCCCAGGAACCUCUGUCCUGAAGGUGACUGCUCACGACCCAGAUGCAGGAGAUAAUGGCAGAGUGACGUACCGUACUGUACCUGGAGGGAGCUCACCUUUCUUCACCCUCAACAAAGAUACUGGAGUGAUUUCACUGUCGCGCGCUCUACAUGGAAAGGCAAACUCAGUCAUUACAAUGGUGGUCUCAGCACAAGAUGGUGGGGGCCUUACUGCUCCAGUCAAUGCCAGGGUCAACAUAAGCAUAGUGGCAGGGCUGGUCGCCCCCCCUGUGUUUGAGCAAGCUCAGUACUUCUUCGUGGUCUCUGAGGAUGCCCUGCGUGGAACACAAGUUGGAGUUGUGCGGGCCAGCACUAAGAAUGGUGUCUCGAAGGAUAUCUCCUACACUAUUAGUUCUGGUGAUCCCACGGGCUACUUCACCAUUGAUUCUGAGACUGGGGCUUUGAGAACGAGCUUGCCUCUGGAUCACGAGGCCCAACCCAGCUUGAAUCUGGAAGUCCAGGCGCACUGCGGUAACCCCCCGGCCUUUGGCCAGACUAGGGUACGAAUUACAGUGUCCGACGUCAACGACAAUGCACCCGUCUUCUUGCCCUCAUCCUCCGAGUCAUUGAUUCUGCCUGAAGACACCCGGAUGGGUACAGUGGUGUACAAGGUCCAAGCAGAAGACCAUGAUUCUGGACCCAAUGGUCUUCUGAGUUUUGACCUGUUCACCGGCGGUGCCCAGAGAACCUUCAGCAUUGAUCGCAACAGUGGACAAAUCCGCCUGAUUGGCAGUUUGUCAUAUGAGACCAUGCCUCGCUAUGACCUGAAGGUGAUUGCCAAAGACAGCGGAGCACCUCAGCUAAGUUCUACCUUCACCCUUGUCAUCCACGUGCAAGCCGAGAAUGGCCAAGGCCCCGUGUUUGAUAGCCUCACCUACCGAGUAGAGCUGAAGGAAAGCACGCCUCUCAACACUCGCUUCCUGCAGGUACGAGCUGUGAACCGAGAUGGUGGCAUCACCACUGGACCAUCUUCUACAUCUUCCGCCCCACUAGCCUACCACCUGCACCCAGACGGUGACGCUGCAGGGUUUGGCAUUGUGUCUGACAACGGCUGGCUGUUCGUGAAAAGUUCCCUGGACAGAGAAGCCAAGGAGAUGUACCUGCUUACUGUACUGGCCACAUCAGGCAACGGACAGCUGAAGAAGACAGGUAGUGCCACAGUGCGUGUGUCAGUGAUGGAUGAAAACGACAACACCCCACGGUUUACCCAAGAGAGAGCGUUUCUGCCAGUGCGUGAGAACCUGCCGGCAGGCACUGGUUUUGGCCGGGUGUCUGCCAGCGAACGGGAUGCUGGUCUCAACGGUCGUCUGAGCUACCGCCUGCUCCAUCUGGAUCGCCACUUCCAGAUCAACUCCCACACAGGUGAGAUAAGCACAAAACUUUCCCUUGACCGUGAACUUCAGUCCAGCUACCAGCUCAUGGUUGUGGCUCAGGAUGGUGGGACCCCUCCGCGCAGCGCUACAGGCACUGCUUUCAUCACAGUUCUGGAUGAGAAUGAUAAUGCGCCGUCCUUCAGCCAUGCAGGAAGAGAGCUCUUGCUGCAGGCGUUAGAAGGUCAGCCAUCUGGAUUUCUUCUGGGAACCAUUCAUGCAAAAGACCCUGAUGAAGGAGAAAAUGGAACUAUUUUCUACUCCAUGUCUGGUCCCAGAGCCGAACGUUUCACACUGAACCCAAACACUGGAGAGCUGCGGUCCUCUUCCCCUUUGAGCCAUUCAGAGCGGCCUGAGUACAAUUUCAUCGUUCUGGCCUCGGACCGAGGUUCACCCCCUCAGAGCUCCACCGUAACAUUGAAAGUUCAGGUUGUAAGCUCAAAUAAAGGAUCACCCACCACUAACUCCCAACCAAUAACACUGAAUUCAGUGGAGGGAGCUAAACCUGGCUCAAUCGUGGGGUCUGUUCGUUCACCUGAUUCUCAGACUCUUCCUGAAGUAGGCCAGGUCACGUAUACUGUGGUGGGAGGCACCGACUGCGACGGCACCUUUGUGGUAGACCGUCAGACGGGUGAUGUUUACCUAGCCCGUGAGCUUGACUACGAAAAAGCUCCUCGAUACACUCUCCAGAUUGAGGUUGACGACUUCUCCAUGCCUCUCCCUAAAAGUCACUUUGUCACAUUGGUAAUCGAUGUCCAGGACAGUAACGAUCAUGCUCCUGAGUUUCCUGAAGAUCCCGUUAUCAUAGUCGUCCCUGAGAGCACAGAUCCUGGGUCGUCUAUCUACACCUUUCAGGCCAUUGAUAAAGACGGAAGUGGACCCAACAGUGAAGUGCAUUAUUCCAUCCUGCAACAGUGGCCAAACGUUCCAGAUCUCCUGUUCCUGGAUCCAACUACAGGAGUUCUCUCUCUGGGAAUGAUGUUGGAUCAUGAGAGGACCUCUUCACUACUCUUGGUGGUUCAGGCGACAGAUUCGGCCCCCGAUGUCAGUCAGCAGCGCCGUGGAACGGUCACAGCACGGAUAUUUGUCACUGACGUGAAUGACAACGACCCUGUGUUCAUCUCACCGUCCGUGGUGAGUGUGAUGGAGGACCAGCCUGUGGGUUUUGUCGUGGUCUAUGUCAUGGCUGUAGAUGCAGACCAGGGAGAGAACGGACGAGUGACGUACCGUAUCCAGAGUGGCAACACCGGAGGAAAGUUCAGCCUUAACCCAGAUACAGGGUCUUUGUCUAUUCUCAGACCAGUUGACCGUGAAGAGCAAGACCUCUACAACCUGACCAUAGUGGCAGAAGACCAUGGUUUACAACAGCACAGCAGCUCCCAGUUACUGUCAAUCCAGGUGAUUGAUGUAAACGAUGAGGCACCAUACUUUGAGGAAAGUGAAUAUGAAGCUUUUAUUGCAGAGAAUCAGCCUGCAGGAACUACUGUGCUUGUGGUUUCAGCUUCUGAUUUGGACCAAGGGCCCAAUGGAAUAGUUACAUACGGAAGUAUUGUAGGAGAUGAUUUUAGUAUUCAUCCGGUGACAGGAGUCAUAACCACCACCAAGGCUUUGGACAGGGAAGUCCAAGGGGUUUAUGCUGUUACAGUGUAUGCCAGAGAUGGUGGUUCUCCUCCCAAUUUCGCCAAGACCACAGUGCGCGUCACAGUGCUGGAUGAGAAUGACAAUAGACCGGCUUUUGGGAGAGUGUACUAUAGUUUGAUUAAUCCUUCCCCCAUUGUAGCAAGAGUUAGUACAACCUCAUCAGAACUAGAAAAAAAAACUUUUUUAUUAUAUUACAGGAUCUCAGACGGAGACCGUUUUGGUGAUUUCCACCUGGACAGGAAAUCAGGUGUGCUGUCUACUUCCAGGCCUUUGGACCGAGAGUCCAAAGCAAAGUACACCCUCACUGUGGAGGCACAAGACCAGGGUAUACCAUCCCUCACCAGCACUGUCACUUUGGACAUCAGUGUCUUGGACCUAAAUGACAACAGCCCAGUGUUCCCAAGCAGCAGCUACUCUGUGGAGGUAUCUGAGGAUGCAUCGGAAGGGUCUCUUGUUCUGGAGGUUUCAGCCUCUGACAAGGACGAAGGGUCCAACAGUCAGGUGGUCUACUUCCUGAGCCGCGAAUCCAGAGGCAUGUUCAUCGUGGACCAACACAUAGGUCGCAUUAUUACAGCAGCAGCCCUCGACCGAGAAAAAGUAGCCUCCUACAGCUUCCAAGUCUAUGCCAUGGACUCCUCAGCCUCCAACCCCCGUAACACUUCUGCUGAAGUGACCAUCUACAUCUUAGAUGUAAACGACAACGCCCCCUUCUUCCUCACAGACCCGCUCAUCAUCAAUGUGUCCAGCAGUAGUCUCUCCAACCACAAGGUGCUGGCAACCAUGAGAGCUGAAGAUAAAGACUUCGGUGCAAAUGGAUCUGUUUUUUAUCGGUUUGCGAAUCCAGUCAAAGGCUUCACCAUAAACUCCUUGACUGGGGACAUCCAGGCCACCGAAAAGCUCCACGCGAUGACUCAGAACCAGCGGACCCUCAUUGUGGAGGCCAUGGAUCAGGGUAACCCAUUGCAGUCCUCUCUGGGAGUUGUGAUCGUGUACAUCAGAGAGCAGAGUUACCAGGGCAUCCGUUUCUCACGCAACACCAGGGAUGUCAGCCUGCAGGAGAAUGCUGCUAAAGGCACAGCAGUUGUUCAGAUACAGGCUCACUAUCCUGAUGGAUCCAGCAGGGGCAUUAACUACAGCAUUUUCAGUGGUAACAAGCAGCAGUCCUUUAGCAUCAGCCCCCACACAGGUGAGAUUUGGGUAGGAAGCUCCAAAGGUCUGGACUUUGAGGAGACCCCACGACUCCGCCUGGUGGUCAAGGCUGAAACUGCAUCCUCCAGUUCCUUCAUGGCAGUCAACCUUCUCCUGCAGGAUGUCAAUGACAACUUACCACACUUUCAACUUCACAAUUACAUUGCUUAUGUUCGUGAGGCCCAGGGCUAUGAUCAUUCUAUCAUUCAGGUGUUGGCGAAUGACCUGGACCAGGGUCAGAAUGGGCAGGUGACCUACUCUAUAAGGUCAUCGUCUAUGAGCGGCCUCUUCAAGAUUGACCCUGUCACAGGCAGUAUAUCCACUGCUGCCAUCAUGGACAGAGAGAUCUGGACACAGACCAACCUGGUUAUUAUGGCAACGGACAGAGGCAGUCCUCGGUUAGCAGGUUCUGCCACUCUCACUGUGAUCAUUGUAGACCUGAAUGACAACAGUCCCACCAUCCCUGUUCCACGUGAAGUCCGGGUCCCUGAGAAUACCUUGAUUGGAACUGUGAUCACUCAGGUCACAGGGAAUGAUGUGGACUCUGGACCUGCUCUCUCCUAUUCCCUUCUUCUGGACUCAGACACUCAAGGGAAGUUUGGAAUACAUCGCUAUGGAGGAGGGGUGUCCUUGACUGCCCCUUUGGACUUUGAAGAUAGAACAUGGUACACGCUGACCAUCAGCUCCUCGGACUCCAAGCAACAGAGUUACGCAAAUCUGACCGUGCUUGUGGAGGAUGUGAAUGAUAAUGCUCCAGUCUUCUCCCAGGACCUUUACGAGUUGACUCUAGCAGAACACUUGCCAGCAGGAAGCUCAGUUAUCACAGUAACUGCUACAGAUAAGGAUUCUGGAGAGAACGGAAGGAUAACAUACAGGGUUGUGUCAACAAAGGACAUGUUCUACAUUGACCCAAGUAAUGGUACUCUGUUCAUCAAGCAGAAGGUUGAGUUUGACUCUCAACGCCCUUCCGUUUUGGUGGUGAUUGAAGCCAGUGAUAGUGGAACACCUUCGCUGACCGCCCUUACCACAGUUCAGGUGCAUGUGUCUGAUGUCAAUGACAAUGAGCCUGUAUUCCACCAGACUGAGUACAGAGCCUCUGUAUCUGAAGACGAAGUUCCUGGUUCAACCAUUUUAACCCUGGAAGCGGUGGAUGGGGACUUAUCUAGAGACAACUGCGGGUUUGAUUUCGCCAUUGCCAGUGGAAACAUUGGUAAUGCCUUCCAAAUUGAGAGCAGUGUUCAUUUCCUUGAGGGCCAUGGAUUUCGGACAGUUGGAACACUGAUAUUAGUUGAUAAGCUUGACUUUGAGAGUGUGAAUGGCUAUAAUCUCACUAUUGUGGUCUCAGAUCGUGGCAUACCUCAACGAAGCUCAAGUGUUCCAGUUUUAGUCACUGUAAUGGACACCAAUGAUAACCCUCCAUCCUUCAGUAGGGCAGAGUACAAUGUUAUUGUAAAUGAAGGAACAGAAACAGGAAAAGAAAUACUUCAACUUUUUGCAGUGGACCCUGACUCAACAGCUAAUGGAGAGGUUCAAUACUCAAUCAGUUCUGGAGACGAGUCUGAGCUCUUUUCUGUAGAUCGGUGGACUGGGUCCCUUCGUCUGCGGAGGUCUCUUGAUAGUGAGAAACAGUCCUCUCACGUGUUCAUCAUUCAGGCCUCGGAUGGUCAGGGCCACUUUGCUCUUGCUCCUGUAACUGUCGAGGUCAAGAACAUCAAUAAUAACAGGCCCUACUUCCCUCUUAAAUCACUCACAGCAAGCAUUCGUGAAAACCAGCCCCAGAAUGCUCUAGUUACCAUACUACAUGCCAUUGAUCAUGACAAAGGAGCAUACGGAGAACUGAGAUAUUUCCUCAUGUACAAUUCCGGCAAUGGAAAAGAUUCCUUCCUAGUGAACCAAACCUCUGGUGAGGUGCGAACCCGCUUUACAUUUGACUUUGAGAAGGUUAAUGCUUUCCAUUUUAUUGCUAUGGCAAUGGAUGCAGGCAACUACUCAGCCACAGUCACAAUUCAAGUCUUUGUGACUGGUGAAGAUGAGUACGAUCCUGUUUUCACUAACUCAGAUUUCGCCUUCCAUGUACCUGAGGGUGCCAAGAAAGGGCAAAGCAUUGGCCAAGUAAAUGCUAAUGAUGAGGAUGGAGGGGUGGACGGCAUUGUCCUCUACACGCUCGCAAACAGUUCACCUUACUUUGAGGUCAACACAUCUACAGGAGUGAUAUCCCUCAAGAUGGAUGCAUAUCAUCGACAUAUAAGCCGGUCCAAAAGAGAGACACGGAAGAUGACAUUGGAUGUUAUUGCCCACAGUCCUUUGGAUAAUUCCCGAAAAGCUUCUGCCCAAGUCACAAUUGAUGUCACCCAUACAUCAUUCGGCUUGAACAGAGACAUAAAUGUGGUGCUUGCCAGUGCUAUAACAGCUUCCUUGGCAGCCAUUGUGUUCCUUAUCAUAGUUGUUGUGGUGAUAUUCCUCUUGAGAUCCCAAAGGUACAAAGAACAAGAGGCUUGCACCAGAAUCAUAACCCACGGUAUCGUUCUGGAGAGUCUUGAAGAUUCGAAAGUUCCAGGGGGUGAUAAGCUGUAUCAUCAGACUCUUCCUGGGUAUGCAACAGAACAAACUGGGAGCGGAGGAGGUACCUAUGCACGAGGUGGGUCUCUUGACCCAUCUCACUCCAGUGGGCGUGGUUCCGCCGAAGCUGAAGCAGCAGAAGAUGAUGAGAUCCGGAUGAUUAAUGAGUAUCCUCAAGUUUCCAGCAUCUCCUCCUCUAUGCAGGAGCACAUAGCUGCUCGUGGGCCCGACUCUGGGAUCCAGCAAGAUGCAGACCAGCUGUCUGACAUUUCCUGUGAGCCCGGGAUGGAUGCAAACCAAUGGUUUAAAGUGAAAAAACUGGGAAGUUUAAGUGGGACACUACUAUCAAGCCAGUUGCCAACUUAUCGGGAUGAAGGAUGUGGUUAUCUCGGGGUUGGAAGAGGGCUUAACAUCUCGCAUCCAAAAGAUUAUGCUUUCCCGGAGGAUGGUAAGCCCGCUGUAGAUGGUUCUCUUACAGCAAUUGUGGCUAGCGACGAGGAACUGCGGGGCAGCUACAACUGGGACUACCUCCUCGAUUGGUGCCCUCAAUUUCAGCCUCUGGCUAAUGUCUUUACAGAAAUUGCCAGAUUAAAAGAUGAGAACGCGCCACCUAACCCUCGGCGCCCAUUUCAUCCCAAAGCAAAAACUGAUUCCAAGCCCAGAAUUGACCCUCCUCCCCUUAUUACCUCUGUAGCUCAUCCAGGGGCUAAAACUGUUUUGCCGAAACCUGCUGUAGGCCGAACAUUUCCUCACCUGUCCUUAUUGCGGCGAUCUCCCAUUGACCAUGAUGGCUCUGUUUCCUCAAUAGCCAUGUCUCCAAGUUUUUCUCCAUCACUUUCGCCACUUGCAGCCCAUUCCCCAGCCAUUACUCCUUUUGGAGGUCACUCUUCCUCCAUUAUCAGUACAAAUGAGCACUCCUUAGAACAUGAGACAGAACUGAGGAUUUAAUGCUGUCUAAGGAGAGCUCACCAGAAAGAAUUCCCACCUGCUCAGGUACUCUAAAAAUGCCUCUCCUCUGGCAUAGUCCUCAACAUCAUGUUGUAUGUAAUGUUGCCCCACUGGCUGGCCAGAUGUUUCAGAAAGCGGUGCUUUUGUCACCCUUCUUUAGACUUACUGACUUGAGUUGUAAAAGAAGUAAAAAUGACUAUUUUAUAAUGCUGUUCUAAAAAUACUGAAGAUCAAAUGGCAUUUCACUUAG
Sinocyclocheilus anshuiensis is the source of this 10114-nucleotide messenger RNA. Its product is annotated as protocadherin-16-like. The transcript has 22 exons. Gene Ontology annotation, biological process: homophilic cell-cell adhesion. Lineage: Eukaryota; Metazoa; Chordata; Actinopteri; Cypriniformes; Cyprinidae. The coding region runs from base 1 to 9864 and encodes 3287 amino acids. The record is from RefSeq and is a predicted model, not a curated record. Gene Ontology annotation, cellular component: plasma membrane. Gene Ontology annotation, molecular function: calcium ion binding.